Molecule: messenger RNA, 2179 nt
Organism: Engraulis encrasicolus (European anchovy)
Lineage: Eukaryota; Metazoa; Chordata; Actinopteri; Clupeiformes; Engraulidae
Product: GTPase IMAP family member 8-like
Exons: 5
Coding region: 104-1945 (613 amino acids)
Molecular function (GO): GTP binding
Source: RefSeq, a predicted model, not a curated record
AGAGUGUAAAAGUUCAAAGAGAAAUCCAGACGAUCAAAUGUGAAGUAGGGAAGUUUAUUUAACAGAAUACUGAGUAGGCCUACAGGAGGAAAUCACAUCAAACAUGGAACAGCAACAAGAUGAAUUGCGGGUGGUCGUGCUGGGUCGAGUCCAGUCAGGCAAGACAUCACUCAUCAACACCGUGCUGAGCCAGUGCAUGGCCGAGCCCGAGCCCAUAAAGGAGGGCUCCACCCGAUCACCGCACUGUUUGAAGAGGCAGGGUGACAUCCGUGGAGGAAGAGGAAGAGGAAGAGGGAGGAAGAUCACCUUGGUAGACACGCACGGCUGGUGGGAGUGUUACCUCCUGGAAGACACGGCCGAGAUAGUCAAGCAGGAGCUCUUACUGAGCGUGCGUCUGUGCGGUCCGGCACCCGGGCCAAAUGUUGUGUUAUUGGCCGUUGCGUUGGACGUCCCGUUCACGGAGCAGCACAGAGAGGCCAUUAGGCAACACAUGGGGCUUUUUGGGGAGCACAUCUGGGCCCACAUAAUUGUCGUGUUCACCAAAGGAGACUGUCUGGAGGGUAAAAGCAUAGAGGAGCACAUUUGGGAACAGGGAGAGGCCAUUAGGUGGAUAUUAGAGAAAUGUGGGGACAGGUUCCAUGUGGUGGACAACCAGAGUCUAGAUUCUGACCAGGUGCUUCAGCUGCUAAGUAAGGUUGAGGCCUUGACAUCGGCUAAUCGCGGCAGUUGUUUUCAAAUUGAUGAGGAGAUAUUGAAAGCAGUUGACGAGAAAAGAGCCACCGUUAAAGUCAAAGCAAAAGCGAGGAAGGAUGCUGUGACACAGCAAAGGAAGCUUCUUGAAGGUGAAGUCAGGCCUUUGACCAGCGUGAGGAUGGUCUUGCUGGGAUGGGUGAGCAGCGGCAAAACUUCUGUGAGGAACACCAUUCUGGACGAAAAUGAGCUAGCCAGCCGAAUGAGAACUCUUUGUUCAGACAUGAAGCAGAGCAAUGUGGCGGGACCGGGACGUCAAGUCUCAGUGAUCGAUACGCCAGGUUGGUGGAAGUACUUCCCAGCCACCUACACCCCAAAAUGGGUGAAAAGGGAGCUCAAGAGAAGUUUGACUCUGGAUGUCAGAUGUCCCCAUGCCUUCCUGCUGGUGCUUCCGUUAGAUGUAUCCUUUCUGAAAGAGCAAAGAGAGGUCAUUGAAGACAAUAUGAAGGUCUUUGGAGACUUGGUCUGGAAAUACACCAUAGUGCUGUUCACCUGGGGCGAUAUGUUGGGCGACGUGAGCAUCGAGGAGCACAUCGAAAGUGAGGGAGAACCCCUGAGGUGGCUCGUGGAGAAAUGUGGGAACCGAUACCACGUCUUUGACAACAUGAACAGAGGAGAUGGAUCUCAGGUCACAGAGCUGUUGCAGAUGAUAGAGGAGAUGGUAGCAAGCAAUAGUGUCUUUUGUGCGAAUGCAGUAGAACAGAAAAGCACACAUAGGGAAGCAGAGGAGACACCAGUAAAAAGUGUAAAUGUGGAGGUGGUGGAGCUACUGGAUCAAGAGUGGCAAAGUCUGAACAAGCAGCUGGAGAAGGAGAUUAAAAAAAUAUGGACUGAGAUGGACUGCAAGAUAAAAGGGAACGACAGCAUUGACCAUGAUGCUAACUUUAAGGACGAGAGUGACCACACAGCAGACUCUGAUGAUGAAGGAAAGCCUGUGGGCCAGGCCAUGGCCGAUGUGCAGCAGUCCAGUGAACUGAGAGACCAGCUGCUAAGAGAGUGGGGAAGGCGAGAGGCUAUACUGUUGGAACGAGUGCGCGGAAUACUGGCAGAACUGCAGACAUCUUAUGAUGUGUCAUCGGGUGUUAGUAAGAAAGAGCUGAUGCUCUCUUACGAAAAGGUCUGGAGAUGGAUUAAGGAAUCCGACCAUUCAACAGCCUCAUUAACCUCAGAAGUGAAGAAGCGCAAAAUGCAGUGAUCAAACGAUACCUUUAUCCUUAAAACUACCUAUUUUUGAUGAUGCUUACUUAAGAAACAUGGUGUUAAAGAUAAAACAAGUCAUCUUACAGUGCAUUUGUUAAAAACCAUGUUGAAAUUUGUGAUACCAACGAGGGGUACAUUGGAGUCUGAUCUUUCUUGUCUAAGAAUAUCCAGAACGGAACAGUUGGCUACAUAGUACACGUGUUGAAUACCCCACAUGUAAACAAUACCU